UUCCGGGCCUGGAUUGGCUGCGCGCGCUCGCUCCCUCCUGGCGGUGCUCCCUGCGGGUAGAGGCAGGAGCUCCCUCCAUCACCCCGCAGCUGGCGGGUGUCCACUGAGGCUGAACGGGGCAGGAACAGGACCAGGGCCGGAGCCCGUGUCUGGGUCGCUGGGAUACGGAAGCGGGAGUCUCGCCCGCCCGCCCCUCCCUCCGCCAGCGAGCAGGGGACCAUCUCCCGGGUGGAGCUCCUGCUGCUCCUACGCGCCGCCUGGGGAGCCGUCCAGCCCCGCGGGCUGGCAGCAGAUCUGGACAUGAAGAGCUGCCCGUCCAGGGAGGGCGCGGGGACUGCCCCAGCCGCCCGGUGACGGAGGGCCCCCUCCCUCCCGCGUGGAGGUCUGACUCGCCAGCAAGAGGCAGCCACCAGAGGAGGCUCCCCUUCCCUCCUCUCGCUUUUGGGGAGGUGCUCUUCAGGGGGUGCGCCAGCCACCUCUGACCCUCGCAGACCCAGGGCGGAAUUCGCCGGCAGCCACCAUGGUGCAAAAUGUAAUUCUAGUGUUUUUCCGCAGACGGCUGAGCCAAAGACCCGCCGUGGAGGAACUGGAGAGAAGAAACAUCCUGAAACAAAGGAAUGAUCAGACGGAGCAGGAAGAAAGAAGAGAAAUCAAGCAAAGAUUGACAAGAAAGCUUAAUCAGAGACCCACGGUUGAUGAACUGAGAGACAGAAAAAUUCUGAUACGAUUCAGUGAUUACGUGGAGGUGGCAAAGGCACAAGACUAUGACAGACGGGCCGACAAGCCCUGGACGAGACUGUCGGCAGCAGACAAGGCAGCGAUUCGUAAAGAACUGAAUGAAUACAAAAGCAAUGAAAUGGAAGUACACGCAUCAAGCAAGCACCUGACAAGAUUCCACAGGCCAUAGAGAUUUUCUUCUGAGAAGAAUUGUGUUUAAUUUUUGAUACCAACACUGAACAUUCAUCAGGGAACUUUCCUGACGCUCAUGACCACCUGCUGUGUUUGCGAAGGAGCAGGACCACAGGCAGGUGAAAUGUGGGUCGCUCUCACCUGUAAGAGGAGGAAGCGGGGGACGGCCUCCACUCUCUGGUGUCUGAGGAGUGUGAACAGUUGGGGUCGAUACAGACCCCAGGAACUCUCCCAGAAGAAAACUCAGUUUUGCUUUGCAGCUCUGCGGUGCGGAGGAGGAUGCGGUGUGCAUGUGCAGGUCACCGCCGAGGCUCUGAGUGCCGGACGAGUGACGCAGCGUCGUCAGUACCAUGUGGCCGAGACGUUUUUAUUCUGAUCACGAUUAAUUUGAGACUCCUUAAGUUCCUGUUAUACAAAAUGAUUUA
Messenger RNA from Phacochoerus africanus (Common warthog), 1334 nucleotides. RefSeq names its product phosphatase and actin regulator 3-like. Gene Ontology annotation, molecular function: actin binding. Gene Ontology annotation, biological process: actin cytoskeleton organization. The coding region runs from base 521 to 907 and encodes 128 amino acids. The record is from RefSeq and is a predicted model, not a curated record. The transcript has 5 exons. NCBI's taxonomy places the organism in Eukaryota, Metazoa, Chordata, Mammalia, Artiodactyla, Suidae.